Molecule: messenger RNA, 1876 nt
Organism: Neltuma alba
Lineage: Eukaryota; Viridiplantae; Streptophyta; Magnoliopsida; Fabales; Fabaceae
Product: molybdate-anion transporter-like
Exons: 8
Coding region: 110-1489 (459 amino acids)
Biological process (GO): molybdate ion transport
Cellular component (GO): membrane
Molecular function (GO): molybdate ion transmembrane transporter activity
Source: RefSeq, a predicted model, not a curated record
CUCUCGCUCCGAAAUCUUACUCUGAGUUCUCGGGGUCUCACCCGCGCUUUUUCUCUUUGCCUGAUUCUCUGUUCUCGCAUCGCACUCUGUAAUCAUCAGCUGAAACAAAAUGGAGCUGUUUUACUAUCUGGUGUUUGGGUCAUUGGGCGCGGUGGUGGCAGCUCUUGAGCUCAGCAAGACCAACAAAGAUCGAAUUAAUACCUCUUCGGCUUUCAAUUCCUUCAAGAACAACUACCUCCUUGUUUAUUCGCUCAUGAUGGCUGGAGACUGGUUGCAAGGUCCAUAUGUCUACUACCUCUACAGUACGUAUGGAUAUGGGAAAGGAGAGAUAGGCCAACUUUUCAUUGCGGGUUUUGGUUCAUCCAUGCUGUUUGGAACGAUUGUGGGAUCUCUUGCUGACAAACAGGGACGGAAGAGGGCUUGUGUUACUUACUGCAUAACCUAUAUCUUGAGUUGCAUUACGAAGCAUUCUCCUCAAUACAAAAUCUUGAUGGUGGGCCGAAUUUUGGGAGGCAUUGCCACCUCACUCCUGUUUUCAGCAUUUGAGUCCUGGCUCGUGGCUGAGCAUAACAAGAGGGGAUUUGAACAACAAUGGCUAUCAAUAACAUUCUCAAAGGCUAUAUUUCUUGGAAAUGGUCUUGUUGCUAUCCUGUCUGGGCUGUUUGGAAAUGUCCUUGUUGAUACUUUGGCUCUAGGACCUGUGGCUCCCUUUGAUGCUGCUUCAUGCUUUCUUGCAAUUGGUAUGGCUGUCAUACUAUCAUCAUGGGCGGAAAAUUAUGGGGAUUCUUCUGAGAGCAAGGACUUGCUGACCCAGUUCAGGGCUGCUGCCGUGGCCAUUGCUUCUGAUGAAAAAAUUGCAUUGCUGGGUGCUUUGCAGUCUCUCUUUGAAGGCUCCAUGUAUACCUUUGUGUUCCUAUGGACUCCUGCUUUGAGCCCAAAUGAUGAAGAAAUUCCCCAUGGCUUUAUUUUUGCAACAUUCAUGUUAGCUUCAAUGUUGGGAAGCUCAAUUGCAUCCCGGUUGAUGGCUCAUACAUCACCCAGAGUAGAGAGCUACAUGCAGAUUGUUUUUGCAAUAUCUUCUGCCUCUCUGCUACUUCCCAUUCUGACCUCUUCCUUGGUAGCUCCUUCCAAAGAGAAAGGCGGAAGCAUCUCAUUCUCAGGCUGCAUUCAGCUUCUUGGCUUCUGUACUUUCGAAGCUUGUGUAGGCAUAUUUUGGCCGUCCAUUAUGAAGAUGAGAUCUCAGUACAUUCCCGAGGAGGCCAGGAGCACCAUUAUGAACUUUUUCCGCAUUCCUCUCAACAUAUUUGUGUGUGUUGUGCUGUACAAUGUUAAUGCAUUCCCUAUUACUGUCAUGUUUGGCAUGUGCUCAAUUUUCCUUUUCGUGGCUUGCAUACUUCAGAGGCGAUUGAUGCUGAUUGCAGAUAAGCCAAAAACAGAAGACUGGGCAUUGAAGGAUAGGAACACAGAGUCUGAGCCAUUGAAUAUUUAACAGAAGUUACAAUGAAGUUUUUAGGAGGGCCUCGGUCAUCAGCCGCUACAUUUAACGUAUUGUAGUUUCCAUGUCAGAGACAGUGUGACUUGACGACGGCACACCUUGAAAGAAUGGUUAUCUCCCCGGCAAAGGAAGGGGAGGAAGGAAAAAGGGUAAGUUGAAGAAUUUCGCAAGUGCUUUUUUAUAAUUGUUGUAGUAUAUUAGAUGUCUAUUGGCUACUGCUUGAGGAGAAUUCUCCGUUUUGUAGUUUAAUUUUAUUCUUUGGGGGCGGGGUUAAUGGUGUACAUGGCAUACUAUUUCUCUCUUCUUUUUCCCCUUUUUGUAAUGGAAUUGGACUUGCAUUCAGUCAAUUUAUCUUCUCGAUCUUCAUUGUUCCCUCCAAAA